Drosophila subobscura is the source of this 583-nucleotide messenger RNA. RefSeq lists its product as uncharacterized. Gene Ontology annotation, molecular function: protein binding. NCBI's taxonomy places the organism in Eukaryota, Metazoa, Arthropoda, Insecta, Diptera, Drosophilidae. The record is from RefSeq and is a predicted model, not a curated record. Bases 108 to 479 code for a protein of 123 amino acids. The transcript has a single exon.
UUUUGUAGGCAAUCCACUCUAUCUGGGGGAACUAGUUCGCCAUAACGGUCACUAAUGUCAAAAUAUUUGGGUCUGUUUUUGCAUAUCUAAGGAAAUAAAAUGUAAGAAUGUGUCCGCACGCUGUCCGGGAAUUGCUGGUGCUGCUUACCAUGGAGAUUUACGUGGACAAUUUUAUGAGCAAAGGCUACGACACCAUAGCCAAAUGCCAGCGAAUUGGUGCAAGGGAUCUGAAGAAAUUGGGAAUUUAUCAUCGAAGGCAUCGUAAACUGCUGCUGGCUGGUGUACAACUAAUGAACAACGCUCCAGAUCGCUUCAAAUGCUCUCAGCCUCAUCACAGUCGAAUGCUGGAGAAGCAAGAAAUUAAUCAGUUCGGGUCCAGUAGCUCUGAAGACUCUUCUGAUAGUGAAGGUGAAGAAGAAGUGGACUGGUACGCGUCACUGCUUGGACCAGGUCGAAACUUCCAUCCCAAGACAUCAUAAAACGUCAGCCAAACUGUUCAGCACCUCCUACACAUGCGCAGCUUGUCCGGACUGGGCCUUCAGGAAUGCUACAGAUGCACGCAGCCCAUUCCAAGUAUAGGAAC